UGUUUCUUUGUUACGAUUGUCAUGUUUACAUUUCCUAAUUGGAAAUAAUCUCUGUAUCACGUUGAAGUGGCUCGACUCGAAAUAUGGCCAAGACAAAAACAAUUAGCAAGGGAUGCCCCAAAUGCGAGCAGCAGGUACCUGUUGCUUGUAAAGCUUGUCCUUGUGGACAUUCUUUUUUUAAUGCAAGACGUAAUUCUAUCAAAAGUCCACCCAGUCCUGACAGUGGAGUGAUGAAAACAAGAAGAACAAAUCGCAUUAAACGCGAGAAGCCAAAUUAUUAUGACGCUUUGGAAUAUGAUAAGCAGAUGAAAAAAAGUGCCAAGAUCAGAAGGACUACAGACAAUUCAAAUGAUAUUGAUUGUCGUCAGUUGAAUAAAAAGAAAAAACGAAAAGGAAAGGGAAAGGGCAAGAAUGGCAGUAAUAGUGGUAUGGGUGAUGAUGAUGACGAAAUGGAUGGAAUCAAUGGAUUAUCUCCAGAGAAACAACUCACUUGUUCUCUCAUAUUAAUUAUUCUUAGAAUUCUGAUAAGGAGAUUAUGGAUAAUACUGGACAAUCAUUGCAUCAAAUUAUCUCAGAUAAUCUCGCAAUCAGACUGCCACAUAUAG
Atta colombica is the source of this 605-nucleotide messenger RNA. Its product is annotated as UPF0547 protein C16orf87-like. The coding region runs from base 84 to 605 and encodes 173 amino acids. The transcript is spliced from 4 exons. The record is from RefSeq and is a predicted model, not a curated record. Lineage: Eukaryota; Metazoa; Arthropoda; Insecta; Hymenoptera; Formicidae.